AUGUGCUGUCUUCAUGCUCUGGAACAUGUCAGCAAGUGGUUUCGGGCCAAAGUCCAGCAGACAACUGUCGAUUAUCAGGAAAGUGUUUUGGAGACCAGCUAUGCGUUGCUGUGUGUGAUGCUGUUAGCUACUGUGGCUCCAGCAUCUGCUGCAGCACAGCGGGGUAUCAUAGAGAGCCUGCUAUUGGCCACCCAUCAGCACCCCUGGCUCUGGAGUGUCUACGUCUUCACUGUUGGACUUCCUAUCAUUCUCUUCAUAAGCUUCAUGUGGCCUGACAAGAGGUUUGGGCCCCCUGAUCAACAGUACUACUACAAGAAGUCUGAUGAUGCUCAACCAGAUGAACCACAGUCCUCACAGCUGACAAAACCAGUGGAUAUCAAAGGAAAGGCUGACACAGCUGUAACAAGGAGAAGAGACGCUCAUGUCAUGAAGAAUCACUGAUCAGUGCAACAACUUCAGGAGCAGAGGCCAACUUGCAAGAGAAUGUUAAGCAAUCACAUCUUUUGUCAACUGUAUUAGUGACUGGAUAAAACAACACAGUAUAUAAUACACCAAAGCCAAGGAAUGGCUAAAAGUACUGGUGUAAUCAAUGGUUUAUAAGGCUAAAGGAAAAUAUUUCUAAAUGUUCACACACACACACACACACAACAAUAAGAUCACAUUGACAUAAAUAAAUUUCUUUUCUCAUUAUUAGGUUAAGGAUCUGAUGGAGGUAUCCACAUAUACAGUAGGUUAGAUAUACUGACUGUAAGUAGGAUUUGCUAGAUUCUUGUCUUUAUUCAUUGUAACUGAUUUCAGUGUUAAUCUGACAAAAGUAAAAGGACACAUCUCGAUUUCCUUUUAAACCCAAGGAUUGUUUUGAUAUUUUGUCAAAGGAUUUGUUCUGUAGUAAUGUGAAAUACACAUAUUCACUUUCUUGCCUAGAGUUGGAUGAGAAUGCUGAUACAACUCUUGUGUUUGUACAUAAAUAUGAAGGUACAGUCAUGCGCUUGGUUAGCUUAGCUUAGCUUAGCUAAAA
Molecule: messenger RNA, 1018 nt
Organism: Monopterus albus (swamp eel)
Lineage: Eukaryota; Metazoa; Chordata; Actinopteri; Synbranchiformes; Synbranchidae
Product: calnexin-like
Exons: 6
Coding region: 1-441 (146 amino acids)
Source: RefSeq, a predicted model, not a curated record